Fonticula alba is the source of this 1021-nucleotide messenger RNA. RefSeq lists its product as hypothetical. The transcript has 6 exons. Gene Ontology annotation, molecular function: phosphatidic acid transfer activity. Gene Ontology annotation, biological process: phospholipid transport. NCBI's taxonomy places the organism in Eukaryota, Rotosphaerida, Fonticulaceae. Gene Ontology annotation, cellular component: mitochondrial intermembrane space. Bases 135 to 761 code for a protein of 208 amino acids. The record is from RefSeq and is a predicted model, not a curated record.
GCCCCCCUCCGCCGUCUCCUCCUCCUCGCACUCCCCCUCCCCCCCCCUGCCUCCGGCUAUCUCUCUCUUCUUGGUGCUUUGUGUUGUGCCCCUCCCCCCUGCCUCCCCCCUGAUCACAGCCCCUCUCUCCAGCCAUGGUUCGCGUCCUGGAGAUCAAAACAGUCAUUGAGCAUCCGUGGCACAUCGUCGCCUUGGCCUUCUUCAACAAGUACACCCCGGGCAAUCCGCAUGUGGCCCACAUCCAGGCGUAUGACAUCCUCCGGCGUGUGUACGAUGGCCAGCGUGGCAUCCUUUCCACCACGCGCCUGGCUUUGAAGAAUGGCAAGAUCCCCGCCUGGGGGCGCUCCUUCAUGCCCAAGGCCCAGGCAUAUGUGGUGGAGGCCAGCCAAGUGGACCGCAACCAGCGCACCAUGACCACCAUCACACACAACCUCACACACAAGACCCUGAUGAAUGUCGAGGAGCGGCAGACAUUCUCCGUUCACCCGGAAAAUCCCAACUGGACCGUUGUUUCUACUGAGGCGCACAUUUCCUCCGGCAUCGGCUACGGGCUGUCCGGCCGCGUGGAGGCCUUUGGCUAUAGCUCCUUCCAGCGGAGCGCCGAGCGGGCUCGUCAGGCACUUGCCCACACGAUUCUCAACCAUUUCAACACGGCCACGGAGACGGCCGAGACGGCAGCCAUGUUUGCUCCCUCAGGGGGGGCCAAGACCAGCCCGGCCGCGGCCGCGGCCUCUUCCAGCCUUGCCAGCCCAUCCUCCUGAGCACCGGCGGACUUGGCCACACUUGAUCCGGCGCGCGCACGCCCACAUGCAUUUCCCUUCCCCCCCCCCCCCCCCCGCAGGGCCCAACCCCUUUGAUCCCUGUCCUUGUGCGGCAUUCUUCCCCGGUCCUCCCCUUAUUGGCCACGCGUUGCUCCGGAAUGAUCCCCGGCGGAGAUGCCCCUCCCCCUCCCCUGUCCCCCGGUGGUUUUCACGCCCACCCACACACCCACAGGGCCCCCAUAUAGACGAACGGUUUCCCC